UCCCUCCGCCACUGCAGUGCAAGCCUCGCAGCGGAGAGAGUCUGAAGCUGGGGGUUUCUGCCAGGACCGGACCAACACCAGCACCGCCACCGACACAUCCGCGUUAUUAUCACACCCCUCCACACAGCUCGGCGGCCCGCUGCUGUUGCACCUCUUCCGUUCACGUCGCCUGGAUUUCAUCAUCCGACCCGCACGAUGGGAAAUGAAGCCAGUUACCCCCUGGAAAUGUGCUCACAUUUCGAUGCUGAUGAGAUUAAGAGGCUAGGGAAGAGGUUUAAGAAACUCGACCUAGAUAACUCUGGCUCGCUCAGCGUGGAGGAGUUCAUGUCCUUGCCGGAGCUGCAACAGAACCCGCUGGUGCAAAGGGUUAUCGACAUAUUCGACACGGAUGGGAACGGAGAAGUGGACUUUAAAGAGUUUAUCGAGGGAGUCUCACAAUUCAGCGUCAAGGGAGACAAAGAACAGAAGCUGCGAUUCGCCUUCAGGAUCUAUGACAUGGACAAGGACGGCUACAUCUCCAACGGCGAACUCUUCCAGGUCCUGAAGAUGAUGGUUGGCAACAACCUGAAGGACACGCAGCUCCAGCAGAUUGUGGACAAAACCAUAAUAAAUGCAGACAAGGACGGGGACGGCAGGAUAUCCUUUGAAGAGUUCUGUGCAGUGGUCGGUGGUCUCGAUAUACACAAAAAGAUGGUGGUGGACGUGUGAGCGCUCUCUGCUUGCUGAAUCCCCCUCCUUGCCCUCGACACUCGCGUUCUCCACCAUCUCUGAAGAUCUGCUCAAGACGUCCGGCAAAAUGCGCUGUGUGUAAAUCAAUGGAAGUAUUCUCUCUCUUUUAUCUUUCUGUGAAGCCACUCUUUUUUUUUUUUUUUUUUUUCUUUCAAAAAACCACAGGCCUCAUGAAGCCAACUUUGAAGUGUUAUUGAACUGUAAGUCCUCAACAACCCGGUCGUAGCACUUUAAGAGACUGACGGACAUCCAUUUGUCAUUUGCAAGAGCAUCUCCAGUUUUGGAUGAGAGGGGAGGAAGGGGAGGAAGAGGGGGGGCAACGUGAAGAGGGUGGUUGGCUUGUUCAUAUUUCAUCCCUUUUUUUUCUUUUUUUUAAAUUUUUGAUAUUUAUUUUUUGUUUUUGUCUUUUAUAAAGAAGAAAAAAAUAGUAUAUCUAUGGUUGUCUUGUAAGGGGAAGUGUGUGAUGUGUUUAACACUUGACUUGCGGUUCCUCUAGAAAGUAGGGUAUGAAGUGCCAACCAGAACAUAUCCAGAAACCCGUCCAAGUUAUUACCCGUUGUCAUCGCAGUCUUGCACACCGGACGAACCAGCGUGCGACACUUCCAACCUCACGGCUCCGUGUCAUUAGAUGCAAAACAAAAAUUUCAAAUUUUCUCUUUUCAGUUUUCACUCGCGCGCAGUUUUCAAUGAACCAGUUAAGCUUCCAGUCACUCUGCAAACCUGCUCUCAUCUUUAUUUUUUUUUUUGUAAUAAGAUUGCUAAUUUUAUUUAAAAAUUUUGAAUGUGUUUAUAUUGUUGGAAAUCGUUUCCAGUCAUGAAAUUAUAGGUAGUUUAAUGCCAAGAAAAUGUCUUUCCAAAUAAAAAAAAAGGAAGGAAAAAAAAAAAGGAAAUGUGGCUGCAAACUGAUAACAUGGUUUACUUUUGAAGACGCAUUUUACAUCCAACAGUGUGCAUCCAUAGGACAAUCUUUAAUGAAAAUAGUGGCUCUGAACUCCGAAGCGAGCGUUUUGAGACUCUUAUUUAAUGUUAACGUACUGGCUGGAUGAACUUGGCCAAGAACGAAGAGAGUGGAUCACGGUAAGGUCAGGUGCUGUUUGUGCAAGGAUAAAGCAAUUUAAGAGACUUAUCUGCAGGCAGCAUUUUUUUUAACAAAUAUGUGUAUAUUAGGUAAUCAAUGUGUGCUCAUCUUAUCUAACUGCAAGAGGAGGUUUUGCCUCAGCUUAACGUAACGCCCUUCUGAAUAUGUCUCAGUGCAGCACAGGACGGGUCGCAGUUUUCUCCAGCGCAACACAAACACUUAAGAUCUUAACAUGUUAGCAUGAUCUGUGCACAGUGGGGUCGACUGUACAUUGUAGUCUUUAGUAGUUUUUUUUUUUUUUUUGGUUUUGUUUUAUUUGGAACAUGUACAUUUCAAAAGUUGGCUUCCUCUCCCUCUUUUUAUUUUAUUUUUAUUUUUUUUUCUGUCACAACCACCUCAUUUGCUUCCCUACACACCUGCCAACACCAACAGGCAGGAAAAAACUAUUCAACAAAAAAAAAAAGUCAUUUCUAAGAGUAAAAUGCUUUGUACUGUAGACGGACAGAUUUUUCUUUUUGCUUUGGAGGCCAACUGCUGGUUUGAACGGGAGUUUUGGGUCCGACCCAGAGUGCUCUGUUGUCCCCAUCCCGAAGCUCUGCACGGCUUGGGCCUCCCUGUGCUUGCAUGACAUGGAAGUAUAUUUUAUUUUUUUUGUUGUGCAUGUAGAUCAAUUUUUUGAAAUAAUCCUCUUGUUUACACAUGGAUGGUGAUGUUAAUAUAUUUAAGAAUUUAACGGUAUACAAUAUGGAUGUUGCCAAACUUUGGUAAAUGUACACAUAUUAUGAGAGGUAAUCCAAAUGAACUGAACUACAUGUAACUUUUUGUAUUUUACCCGGAUCAGCGAGAUGCUUCGAUUCCAGUAAAAGUUGCAUAUCUGAUCCUGUCUCAAACUGCCACACACUGUACUCAGCUUAAAGGGGAAUUUUUGUUUUCUUUCUUUCUUUUGUAUAUAAGUAUUUGUUAAAUGCAGUUCUGGCUCUCUGUUCUCUGUAUAGUUCAGACCGCGCUUUAGUUUGUAAGUGCUACUUUUCUCUGAGGGACUUGGGUUCUUCUUAGUUUGUGUGGGGAUAUCUGAAAAGAUUUAAGUUUGAGAACCUUUUUUUUUUUCUUUUCUUUUUUUUCUGCAUGCUGCAUCUUAUGCUGUGGGACUGUUGGAAACUUGAUACUGUAUGAAAAUGAAAUAAAAUUUAAAUAAACUUUGAAAUGUUGAAAGUAAAAA
This is a messenger RNA of Cololabis saira (Pacific saury), 3026 nucleotides long. RefSeq names its product calcineurin subunit B type 1. NCBI's taxonomy places the organism in Eukaryota, Metazoa, Chordata, Actinopteri, Beloniformes, Belonidae. The transcript is spliced from 6 exons. Gene Ontology annotation, molecular function: calcium-dependent protein serine/threonine phosphatase regulator activity; calcium ion binding. Bases 196 to 708 code for a protein of 170 amino acids. The record is from RefSeq and is a predicted model, not a curated record.